This is a messenger RNA of Rotaria sordida, 972 nucleotides long. The record is from the annotation of a GenBank genome assembly. NCBI's taxonomy places the organism in Eukaryota, Metazoa, Rotifera, Eurotatoria, Philodinida, Philodinidae.
AUGUCGUUCUCUCAUUACCGUUCAAGACCUACUCGUACAGUAGUACGCUAUUUUGAUUUAAUAAUUCUUAUACCCAAUUUAAUAUUUCUUCUAUUUCUUAUUAUUAAAUGGUAUCAUACACGAACAAAAUUAAAUUUUAAUAAACCAUUAUUAUUUACUGUUAGUUGUUUAAUUUUUAUUGUUUCAUUUGUUAAUAUAAUACGAUGUUUAUAUUCAAUGAUUUUUGCCGAACAAACAUCAUAUACCAUAGGAAUUAUUUUAAAAAUUCUUUGGUUACUUGUUCGAUUUACACUUUUAUGUACAGAAUUAAGUCUUCUAGUUUUUGGAAUUUAUUUCGGUCGUUCAAAUCCAAAUCGACCUUGGAUAAAAACAAUAAAAAUAUUAAUUAUUUCAUCGAUUUGUUCUUUAAUUUAUACAAUAACACAAGGUGUACUUGAAUUUCGUGGUGAUACACGUCCAAGUAGUUUUCAACUAACAAAUUAUAAUCUUUAUUCAUAUGGUGGAAUGAAAUUUCUUCUUAUAUCAAGUUCAAUUUUUCUUCUUAUGUACAUUAUUAUUUUUUUUCUACCUAUUCUAUGUCGUCAACAUCGUAAAUUUUUACCAAUUCGUCGAUCAUUUUAUAUUUAUUGUUUUAUAAUGGCAAUUAUAAAUGGUAUUCAAAUAAUUGGAACAAUAUUAAAUUUAACUGAAACUACGAAAUUUGCCAUGUGUAUUGUUGAUGGUACAACAUGUAUAUUUUAUAUUUGUUUUGCACCAUUUGUUUAUCAUCAAUUUUUACGACGAGCUUUAAGUUCACAAACUCUCAUUCCACAAGUAAUGUAUGCAGAUUCAACUAUCAUUGAUGAUGAUGAUGAUGAUGAUGAUCAUCUAAUUGAUUCUGAAAUGAAUUUAAAUCGUCCUUUACUUAAUUAUUCACUAGAUCAUGAUGAAAAUAUUUUAAAUACAGGAUUAAUACGAUCGGUGAUAUCCUAA